AUGAAAAAUCUACUAUCAUGGUUUUUCUUGAUCAUCUUCUUUUCAAACUGCUUCAGCACCGAUGUAUUUUCAGUUUACGGGCAAUGUCAGAGUGAUCAGCGAUCGUUGUUAAUCCAAAUCAAGAACAGCCUCGUAUUCGAUCCUGCUUUAUCUGUAAAUUUGCCGCGGUGGAAUCAAAACACAGACUGUUGUUAUUGGCGUGGCGUUGGUUGUGAUGAGGCUGGACUUGUUACUAGUCUCAACUUGAGCAAUGAAUCAAUCUCUGGUGGAAUUGACAAGGCAACUGGUCUAUACGCUCUUCAGCAUCUGAAGAGCCUAAAUCUGGCUUAUAAUAGGUUUCAUGCAAUUCAAAUUCCAUCCAGGUUGGCCGACCUCACAAAGUUGAAUUAUCUGAAUCUUUCUAAUGCUGGCUUUGCGGGGCAGAUUCCUAUUGAGAUUUCAAACAUGGCAAGGUUAGUUACUCUGGAUUUGUCUUGUCUUUCCUACUAUGGAUCUUCUCUUGACAAUCAGAAUUUAAGCUCUUCUCUCAUGGAAGUCGAGACCCUGAACUUGAGCACUUCUUCCCUUCAACUCCAGAAUCCGAUUUCGAGUACUAUUCAUUUCAAACUCGAGAUACCGACCCAGAGUACUCCUUCCUUGAGACUAGGGAACCCUCAAUUGAAACUUAAAAUCCCGAAUUUGAGCUUGCUUAUUCAGAACUUAACACAGCUCAGGGAACUGUAUCUUGAUGGUGUAAACAUAUCAGCCCAUGGAAGUGAAUGGUGUAAAGCUCUAUCGUCUUCACUGUCUAAUCUGCAAGUCUUGAGCUUGUCCAACUGUUUUCUUUCCGGCCCUAUCACCCCUUCCUUUGCAGAACUUCGGUCACUUUCAGUAAUCCGUUUGGAUCAGAACAAUCUAUCGUCUAAAGUUCCAAUUUUUUUAGCUGAAUUCAUGAAUUUGACCUCCCUGCGUCUCAGUUCUUGUGGGUUAAGUGGAACAUUUCCAGAAGAUAUCUUCCAGUUACCAACGCUAGAGACUCUUGACAUAUCAUACAAUGGAUUACUUGAAGGUUCUUUGCGAAACUUUCCUCAGAAUCAGUCUCUUAGGACCCUCAUACUCAAGUUCACAAAUUUCUCGGGGACACUACCAGAUUCGAUUUCCAAUCUCAAAAAUUUGUCAAGAAUAGAGCUAUCAAACUGCAAUUUUACUGGGGUUAUUCCCACUUCGAUGGGUAAUCUCAGCCAUAUAGUUUAUUUGGACCUUUCAUCUAACAAGUUCACUGGUCCAAUCCCAACUUUUCACAUGACCAAAAAUCUCUCUUACCUAGACCUCUCUAGGAAUUUGUUGAUAGGUGCGAUCCCAUCAAGUUGGAAACAGCUUCAGAAUCUUACUUAUGUUGAUUUGAGUUUAAACUCCCUUGAUGGUAAUAUUCCGCCGUCUCUGUUUGCUAUCUCAUCAUUGCAGAAGCUUCAGCUUGCCAACAACCAAAUUGAAGGCCAAGUUCCUGACUUUCCGGAUGCCUACCGCUCUCUGUUGGAUACCCUUGAUUUAAGCGGCAACAGAUUAGAAGGGCCAGUUCCCAUAUCGGUCUUCAAACUGCAUAAUCUUAAAAUCCUUGUACUUUCGUCCAACAACUUCAGUGGCACCAUACAUUUGGACUCAAUUCAAGGGCUUCGCCAUCUUACUAAACUGGAGCUUUCAUACAAUCGCUUGGUUGUGAAUGGUAGUGAUUAUUCUUUCCUUACCCAUAUUAGCACAUUGAGAUUGGCUUCUUGCAACCUGAGAGUGAUUCCUGAUCUGAAGAAUCAAUCAAAACUAUAUAUUUUAGACCUCUCAGACAACCAAAUUUCUGGGGAAGUACCUAAUUGGAUUUGGGAAGUUGGUAAUGGUGGUCUUGUCUAUCUCAAUCUUUCACAUAAUCUCCUGGUAUCUCUUCAGGAACCUCUUCCUGUCUCCAAUCACUUUCUUGAAGUCCUUGACUUACAUUCAAACCAGCUCCAAGGGAAGAUGCCAUACCCACCACUAAAUGUUGUUUAUGUGGAUUACUCCAGCAAUGAUUUAAAUUUUACCAUCCCAGCCAACAUUGGUAAAUCCCUAUCCUCCACCAUAUUCUUUUCCCUUUCAAACAAUAGCCUCACAGGAUUUAUCCCUGAGUCAAUAUGCAAUGCAACAUAUCUUAAAGUUCUUGACUUAUCAGACAAUAGUCUGAAUGGCAUAAUGCCAACAUGUUUAAUUAAAAGAACUUACCCUCUUGGUAUCCUGAAUUUAAGGAGAAACAAGCUCACAGGCACUAUUAGGGAUGCAUUUCCAGAAAAUUGUGCAUUACAAACCCUAAAUCUCAACAGAAAUCGACUUGGAGGAAAGAUUCCGAAAUCUCUGGCCAAAUGCAAAAUGCUGGAAGUUUUAGACCUUGGAAACAACCACAUCAAUGACAACUUUCCAUGCUGGUUAAAGGAAAUCUCUACUUUUCGUGUCCUAGUCUUGCGAUCCAACAAAUUUUAUGGAACGAUUGGUUGUCCAGAUCAACAAGGCAACUGGUCAAAGCUUCAGAUUCUUGACUUAGCUAUCAACAACUUUGAUGGAACCCUACCAGGAAAGUGCUUAGCAACCUGGAAAGCAAUGACGGCUGAUGAAGAUGAAGAACAGUCACAGCUCAAACACAUUCAAUUUCCGUUCCUGCAAUUCGGCUACUUUUACUACCAAGAUGCAGUAACCGUUACCAUUAAAGGUCUGGAGAUGGAGCUAGUGAAGAUCCUAAAUGUUUUCACCUCCAUUGACUUGUCAGGAAACAAUUUUGGAGGGUCACUGCCAGAAGAGACAGGACUAUUGAAAUCAGUCCGCCUUCUCAACGUGUCUCGUAAUGCUCUCACAGGUCCAAUCCCAUCAUCCAUAGGGAACUUAAAACAACUGGAGUCCUUGGACCUUUCAGCUAACCAGCUGGAUGGGGUGAUCCCUAUAAAGCUUGCAAGCCUUAGUUUCCUCUCAGUCCUGAAUCUCUCAAACAAUCACCUUGAGGGCAGAAUCCCAUCAGGCCCUCAGCUCCAAACAUUUUCAGCAUCUUCUUUUGAAGGUAAUGAAGGAUUAUGUGGCCCUCCUUUGACAAAUAAUUGCACAAGAAGUUCAAAUCAGUCACAACCAUUAGCACCAGCUUCAAGUAAGGAAUUUGAUUGGUUGUUCAUAGUCAUUGGAAUUGGAUUUGGGAUGGGUUCAGCAGUAGUUAUUGCACCCCUGAUGUUUUCAGACAAAGUAAACCAGUGGUAUGACGAUCACAUCAUUGAUGAUUUCCGAUUGGUAAUCCUUCCAAUGUUUGGGUUGCUGUACAAGACUUCUCAUCAAAGAAGAAUCAAAGCAGAGGAAGAUCUCAAAGGCAAAAACUCAGAUGAAGACGAGGAUGAUUACAAUGAAACGGUAACUGAAGAAACUCACAGCCGGUAUUGUGUGUUAUGCUCUAAACUCGACAUUGCAGGGAAUAGGACUAUUCACGAUCCUAGAUGUAUUCAUCACUCCCUGCCCAUAUCUUCUUCUUCCACUUCAUUGGCACACUGA
Messenger RNA from Mangifera indica (mango), 3525 nucleotides. Its product is annotated as receptor-like protein 33. The record is from RefSeq and is a predicted model, not a curated record. Bases 1 to 3525 code for a protein of 1174 amino acids. The transcript has a single exon. Gene Ontology annotation, molecular function: protein binding. NCBI's taxonomy places the organism in Eukaryota, Viridiplantae, Streptophyta, Magnoliopsida, Sapindales, Anacardiaceae.